Messenger RNA from Penicillium chermesinum, 1118 nucleotides. RefSeq names its product putative C2H2 transcription factor (Con7). Bases 15 to 1118 code for a protein of 367 amino acids. Gene Ontology annotation, biological process: regulation of DNA-templated transcription. The record is from RefSeq and is a predicted model, not a curated record. The transcript has 5 exons. Lineage: Eukaryota; Fungi; Ascomycota; Eurotiomycetes; Eurotiales; Aspergillaceae.
AGGAUCCCAUUUUUAUGGACACACGGCCUGCCUCCGAGUACGCACAGUCAGGUUCGCACUUUCCAGCACUCCAGCAGCACCGACCUGAACAUUUUCCCUUCCUCGUUCGCCGCAGACCCCAGUUCUGCUGCUGCCAGUACUCCAUACCACCCCCUCACUCCGAGGCGCGUCCACAGCCUCACUAUCCUCAGUCCGAGGUGCGACCCGCCAAUAUUUCGUCCUCCAACACCCCCCAGUCCGAGUACGGGCUGAACCCACCGCCCACGCGCUCGCCCGCCUUCCCGGAAUAUCUCCCGCGCCCGCAGUCCUACGUUCCGAACUCCCAACCCGCGGGCCCCCCCGGUAUGGCGCAAGCAACAAGUCCGUACUCCUCCAUACCGCUUGAGCCUUCUCCUUCUGACGCGAUCCCUCCCUUCCGGCCAACAGCCCGACCUAUCCCCCCCCCUACUCCCCCUUACCAGCCAGGCCCGGGCCACGAGAUGCAGUACCAGGGCCACCCCCCGCCUCCUCACCAGAUGUACGCUCGUCCCGAAUGGCCUCACAGCUACGGCCAGCAUCAGCCGGGCAUGCCUCACUACCCCUCUCCCGCUACAACGGUUGGUUCUCCCUCCCCUGCCUCUCCCGCAGGCUCGCGUCCCGGUCAGGUAUACUCCUUCGUCCCCAUCCCUGGUGCACAACAGCACAAGCGCCCCCGUCGUCGAUACGAGGAGAUUGAGCGCAUGUACAAGUGUGGAUGGAAUGGAUGCGAAAAAGCCUACGGUACCUUGAACCACUUGAACGCACAUGAGAUUCGCAAGGAAUGGAAGGCCCGUAAGAAGGAGGAGGAGACCCAGCGCAAGGCCAUCGAGGAGCGUGAGCGUGCUGCUGCCCAGGCCGCUCAAGCCAACCAAGUUGAACCCCCUCCUGGACCCUCCGACCCUCAAGCCGGUCAACCCUCGGCGUACGGCGCAAGUCGCCCUCAGCUGCCUCCCAUCGGCUACCAGCCCGCAGACAGCCAGGUCUCAAGCCAGUACCCUCCCGGCGGUAUGGUCUACCAGAGCAACGGACAGAUGGGCUACCCUCCCAACUACCCCCACUCUCCAUACCAGAGCGGUCCCGUUUACCAGCAACGUGAGUAA